UGGUAUAAGGGGGAGGAAUAUUGCCCCGUCAUUGGUGUCAGUGGAAGGAAUAGACUUCUAUUGUUUGGAUCAGUGGGACGAAUAGUACCCUAUCAUUGGUGUCAGUGGGAGGAAUGGUGUUUCAUUGUUGGUGUCAGUGGGAGAUAUGGUGCCCCAUUGUUGAUGUCAUUGGAGGAAUAGUACUACAUCACUGGUGUCAGUGGGAGGAAUAGUGCCCCAUCAUUGGUGUCAGUGGGAAGAAGUGCCCCAUAAUUGGUGUCAGUAGGGGGAAUAGUGCCCCAUCAAUGGUGUCAAUGGAAGGAAUAGUGACCCAUCUUUGGUGUCAGUGGGAGGAAUAGUGCCUCAUCAUUGGUGUCAGUGGGAGGAAUUG
Staurois parvus is the source of this 370-nucleotide messenger RNA. The record is from the annotation of a GenBank genome assembly. NCBI's taxonomy places the organism in Eukaryota, Metazoa, Chordata, Amphibia, Anura, Ranidae.